Molecule: messenger RNA, 153 nt
Organism: Gongylonema pulchrum
Lineage: Eukaryota; Metazoa; Nematoda; Chromadorea; Rhabditida; Gongylonematidae
Source: the annotation of a GenBank genome assembly
GACUUACCGCAGCUGCUGUUGCCCAAGAAAUACGUUAAAAAAUUGAAGGGCAUCAUCAUCAUUAUCAUCAGCAUCGUCCGGCAUGUGUCAUCGUGUGUCCACGGUGUUGCGCCUGGUGGUACUGCUGCUGCUGAUCAUGUGUACGCAUGGUAG